Helobdella robusta is the source of this 279-nucleotide messenger RNA. RefSeq lists its product as hypothetical. The record is from RefSeq and is a predicted model, not a curated record. Lineage: Eukaryota; Metazoa; Annelida; Clitellata; Rhynchobdellida; Glossiphoniidae. The transcript has a single exon. The annotation marks the transcript as partial.
UGGAUCAUCAUCCAGCAGAGAAUGGAUACUUCAGUUUCUUUCAACAAAAACUUCCCCACGUACGAGGCUGGUUUUGGGGACCAGGUCAACUUCUGGAUCGGACUGACAACCAUUUACGAAAUUACAAAAAAUCAAAAUUACAAGAUAAGAUUCGAAAUGCAAAAUUCAAUUAACAAUUGGUACUCGGCAGAAUAUUCAUUCUUCUACCUGGACCCACCAUCUUCACAGUACAUUUUGCGGCUUGGGUCAUAUGUAGGAGACGCAGGUGAUGCAAUAAAU